Molecule: messenger RNA, 824 nt
Organism: Gymnodraco acuticeps
Lineage: Eukaryota; Metazoa; Chordata; Actinopteri; Perciformes; Bathydraconidae
Exons: 5
Coding region: 349-732 (127 amino acids)
Source: RefSeq, a predicted model, not a curated record
UCUCUGUCUAUACAGUUUGUCAGAAUCCUGCUCACAUGUUGGAGCAGUUCUGUUUGCAAUCGAAGCAGGUGUGAAGAUGAGAGAGACUGCAUCCUGCACCACUGAGAAGUGCAAGUGGCUAAUGCCAUCACAUGUCAAAAAGAUUCCUGCUGCUCCAGUUGCGAUGAUAGACUUUUCAUCCGCAAAAUCCAAAAAGCAAAAACUGGAUGAUGCCAUUGCUGGAAGGACAGGUAUGGAUGCAAAUACGAGGCAACUGUCCGAAAGCAGUUUGAAGGAGUACAAAGUCUGCACCACCAGGGUUUCAGCUGUAAAGACAGCGGGCUUUGGCUGAACCCUCAAUGGCCAUACAUGGGAGCGUCGCCAGACGGAUGUGUCACGUGCACCUGCCAUGGAACUGGUAUCUGUGAGAUAAAGUGCCCACACAGCAAACAAGAGGAGGCCAAUCUUCGCCUGUGUGCUGGGGGCACUGUGAAGCUGGACAGGAGACAUGCCUACUACCAUCAAGUACAGGCUCAGCUCCACGUCGUUGACGUUGACUACUGCGACUUUGUUGUCUGGACUAAAAAUGACCUCUUUGUAGAGAGAAUUGUGCGUGAUGUGAACCUGUGGGACAACAUCAUUCCCAGAGUUGAGAGUUUCUUCAGACUAUGUGUUCUCCCUGAAGUGUUGGGAAAGCAACUUACAAGGGGAAAGUUUCAGUUGCAAGAUGAUCAGGAGGGAGAGAAGGCGUGAUUACCAGCACCUGUGGUCUGUCCUGGUCCCGGAAGUUGUGGUUCUCUCCUUGUUGCAUUAUUAUUUGCACAGUGGCAGCUCUUUAACCUGCA